Molecule: messenger RNA, 399 nt
Organism: Striga asiatica
Lineage: Eukaryota; Viridiplantae; Streptophyta; Magnoliopsida; Lamiales; Orobanchaceae
Source: the annotation of a GenBank genome assembly
AUGGCUGUAACAUAUACGAGGCUCGAUAUAAUUGACCGGGGGGAUGUCUACUUCAACAAGCCUCGAUUAGCGUCAGAGUCUGGUCUCAGAUUAGGUACCGCGUGGUAUCCUAGUGAGCGGAUAAGAGCUAAUCCGCGUUGUGGGUCACAGCUGGGCAGGGCUCUAAAGCUUGGUGGAAGGGCGGGCAAGAUGGACCAACCGCUGAACCGCAGAUCAUGUCGGCAGCACUCGGGCAAGCAGGGAAGUCAGAGACCAAUAGGAUCAACGACUGGAUCAGCUGGAACUACAAAAGGCGAGCGAAGUGAGAAACGGAAAUGGAUACUUAGCAAGGUGCUGGAUCAACCGGCGAUACUUCCUAUGCCGAGAGCACCAAUAGUGCGCUAUGAGAACAGGUCCUAG